Naegleria fowleri is the source of this 1617-nucleotide messenger RNA. RefSeq lists its product as uncharacterized. Lineage: Eukaryota; Heterolobosea; Eutetramitea; Acrasida; Naegleriidae. The coding region runs from base 1 to 1617 and encodes 538 amino acids. The transcript has a single exon. The record is from RefSeq and is a predicted model, not a curated record.
AUGCCGACGCUGAAAAAACAAAACCGAUCAUCAUUGAGUGCUUUGAAUCAUCACGCAACAAUUAAACAACCACAAGCGCAAACCACAUCCUCAGCUCCUCUCAUGACUUCCGAUGAAGAACAACCACAAGGUCAUUCAACGAGUCAUCGUGUUGAUGAAAAGCCGACGAUCAACGGUGUAGCAAGCACAACACCACACCCACUGGGAAAUAGUGCCACUUUAAACGGUAGUAGCAGUUUGAGAAUAGCCAAUAUGGUUGGUGCAACCACCACUCAUCAAGCAAUAGCCUCACCAAGAGGAAGUUUAAAAGUAUUCUCCUCGUGGGUUAAUCAUCAGAUGCGGAGCACACAAUGGAUCAAUGAUUUGGCUCGUAAUUUUAAUCUGUUGGUUAAUCCGAAUCAUCAUCACCGUGAUGAUGAUAGUAAUGAACAUGAUGAUAAUGAUGAACAUUCAUUGUUACGACCACAACAAACACAAACAGAUCAUGAUCAUCCACAACAACAAUUACACAAAGGCUUUUCAAAUUCAUUUAUGCACAUGCUAAGACCACAGAAUCAGCAAAUUUAUUACUCUCCCGAUAAUCAUCAGAACGUAGAUAGCAAUCAUUUGGAGGAUCAAUUCGCAAAUGGUAAUAUAAGCAGUGCUCAAGAAAAUGAUGAAGAACCUCCUUUUGUACCAUCCGAAGGAGAGGAGGAUGAAGAAAGUUCAAUUAACAAUACUAUUAGUAAUGUCAAAAUAGAAAGAAAAGGCCUUCUUGGAAAACAUCACCAUCAUGCAUUGCCAUCGGGAAUUACACUUGAUCAUGAUGAGAACGUCAUGCAUAUUGAAAAACCUGCACCAUCAUUUAGGAAGAAUGUUUUAAUUUUGUUUGUGUUUGGUGCACUUGUGACGAGUCUUAUUUGUUACUUGCCAUUGAAUUUUCUCUCAGAAUGGAUGGAAGAAAACGAGAAUAUGACCCUCACAUUUACUCUACUGUUGAAUUUUCUCUAUUUUGCAAUUAUUGCAUGUUACUUAUUUAUUUUAUUCUAUGUGCUAAUGUACAAGUUGGUUUAUUGCAAAUUAUUAUUGACCUAUGUGGUGACAGAUAAGAGACUAUUUAUUUGUCGAGGUUAUUAUCCAUUGGAAAAUCUCUUUCAAAAAUUAUCGAGCAGAAUGUCGUGGAGUAUUUUGGAGCGUGAAGAACCAAUCAUGUUCUGGUCAAUGAAGGAUGAAAUUGAACACCUUUAUUUUACUCUCGAUAUCAAUGAUCACACAGCAUCAAACAUGUCCAAGGCAGAUAAGGAUUGUGUUGGAAGUAUAUACUUUGGAUACAGCAUUGAUCGUGUAUUUUUGCCCUUCUCAGUAGUCACAGAGAUUAUUCAUGCUGGUUUUGUUUCAAUCCCAAAUGUUUAUUCGAUGCUUGAUAGAAUCAUUCUCCAAUGCAACAAGUUAGGAAAUUAUUCAGUGCAACGCGCUCGACUGCUCAACGCCUCAGAUUCAGAAUUAAAUCCACGAGUGUUCGAGAAGAAAUAUGCACUCUGUGGUUUGCCUCUCAUGUUCUGUUUCAAGCAAUCACAUUCUGGUAGAAAGCUCGGUAAAAUAACCAAGGAAGAGUUAAAUAUGGUGAAUUAUGUGUGA